This is a messenger RNA of Adineta ricciae, 588 nucleotides long. Lineage: Eukaryota; Metazoa; Rotifera; Eurotatoria; Adinetida; Adinetidae. The record is from the annotation of a GenBank genome assembly.
AUGAUACAAGUGCCAGCGCACAAUAAUAAUGGAUUGUUUCGAAGAAAGAACUACUCGAAAUCUCAUAGAAAACCACACGGGCGUUUGUUCAUUCGUCGUUCGAAGAUCUAUCAUUCUUUAACGAAUAAUAGUGAACUUUAUACUUCUCCUUAUUAUGAUAAUUUUACCAUAAAUUACCGUCCGCCAACAACGCAAUUGAGGCCAAAAUAUCUUAGAGAAAAUCGAGUGCAAGGUGCAGGCGAUGAACAGAUCAUUUUGCCAUCGUCAAACGAACAGAAACAGAUUGAUUUCACUGAACUCGAACAAAUCUUUGACAAUGCCAUUCGUAAACGUAUCCCACUUGAAUUAUACAAAACUAAAUCACCUAUUCAAAUGAGUCACUAUUCUGAACCUCCACCAAAGCCAACUCAAAAUCCACUCGAAACUCGAAUAGAAUUGAUGAAUCCAUCAGCAACUGUUCGCCCAUUUGAAGAAAAUAGACCGGGUCUUAGCCACAGAAGACAAUAUCGCAAAAUAGCUCUAGGAAUUACCAUUGUUUUCUUGUCAGCUCUCAUCGGUUUUACUAUUGUUUUCAUUUUUGUUAAAUAA